This is a messenger RNA of Arabidopsis thaliana (thale cress), 1310 nucleotides long. Its product is annotated as plant/protein. The transcript is spliced from 4 exons. NCBI's taxonomy places the organism in Eukaryota, Viridiplantae, Streptophyta, Magnoliopsida, Brassicales, Brassicaceae. The record is from RefSeq and is marked reviewed. Bases 333 to 713 code for a protein of 126 amino acids.
CAAACAACUAAAAAUCGUUCUCAAAGUAACUUCUCUCGUUUCUUUCCGCUCUCUACUUAACCAUUUGAACAUAUAUCCCUUAGCCACAAAGAACUAACCCUUUUAACAUAUAAAUACAUUAGUAUACACAAACAACAAGUAGACAUCAAAAAGUUGAAAAGAGCUGUGAUGGACAAGAAAAAGUCGGUAUCUGGUUCCUCUUCAUCGUCCUCUUCGUCGUUGGAUCAUAUUUUUGGUCCAAGAGUCUCUCACUCGUAUUCUUCAUCAACAACAGGAUUGUUCAAAUCCAUCUUCCCACCACCUUCAGCGGUAUAUAUGAACCAAUAUAUAUCAUGAUCAUCAUCAUUCUAAAAGAUAUACAUCAGUUUCACGAAAUUUUUCUUUGUUCUCAACUCAAGGUGACGCAAGGGAACUUGACAAGUCGAAAUGGAGCUGCCAAGUAUCAACCUACAAAUUUUGAGACUCCAAAUGAAAGAGGUGAAAGGAGCAAAAAUAAGGAGAGAAAGAGUUACCAAAGUGAAGAAACACAACCACCAUGCAACUUGAGCUCAUCCAUAUACUAUGGAGGCCAAGAUAACUAUUCCUCUUCAACUACCAAUCCAGAUGCUGUAAGUCCCUAUAUAUUUGUGUUGCAUUUCGACAGAAACACUAAAAUGCAUAAUACACUAAAAUGGCGUUUUCGAGAGGAAAAUGGAUAUGUGAGCUAUAUAUAAACGCAAAUGGGCAAAGUAAUAUUCUAGAUUAUGUGUUGUCAUUUUAUCUAGAUUCAUUUGGAAUUUUGGAUAUAUAAGUCUCUAUGUAAUUAACUCUAAUAAACUAGCUAAUUUUGAGUUGUCCAGUAUAAGAAAGAUGGAGAGGAAGGUGAUUCGGAAAGUGCUUCAAGAGGAAACUGGUGGGAAGGAUCGUUUAAUUACUAAUUAACAAUCCCCAGCCGAUGAGCACAAUAACUGCUAAACUGCUAAGGAACCUUAACUAAGUGAAUAUGGAAGUUGGCGUAUUGAAUAUACCUACAUAUGUAAAAAAAAAAAAAAAGUGUGAUAGAAUAUUUACACAUGUCCUAAAAAACGACUUAAGAAUAACAAAAAAAGAGACUGUAUAGUAUAUCUUACUGUAUAAGAUAUGAAAUGUACGUCUAUAUAAAAGGGCUUGACGUGUUGGUUCUUUAUGUUUCGACAAAGGCAACAAAGUUAGACUAGACAAGUCUCUUUAUAAUGAAAUCUACGUCUGUGGUCUGUCCAAAAGUCUUUUUAUUUAAAAUUUGAUAUGUAAUCCAAUAUCAUGUCGGAUGUAAUUAAGUUAUAUGAUAGUAA